Drosophila montana is the source of this 917-nucleotide messenger RNA. RefSeq names its product lethal (2) essential for life (gene l(2)efl). The record is from RefSeq and is a predicted model, not a curated record. The transcript is spliced from 3 exons. NCBI's taxonomy places the organism in Eukaryota, Metazoa, Arthropoda, Insecta, Diptera, Drosophilidae. Gene Ontology annotation, cellular component: nucleus; cytoplasm. The coding region runs from base 132 to 701 and encodes 189 amino acids. Gene Ontology annotation, biological process: protein refolding; response to heat.
AAAAGCUCCACAAAAACGCCUCAGCCGCGAAACGGAAUAUACAAAAAAAUAAAUUCAAGUGUCUAUCGGUGACUAAUUGACGAAUAAUCAACAAAGUUCUGUCUUCUCUCUUCUGUUCUCCUGUCACGUAGAUGUCCGUUGUGCCUCUAAUGUUCCGCGAUUGGUGGGAUGAGAUUGACUUUCCAAUGCGCACGUCGCGCCUCUUGGAUCAGCACUUUGGCCAAGGGCUGAAGCGCGACGAUCUGCUGUCGUCCGUUUGGAACUCGCGGCCAACAGUGCUGCGCUCCGGCUAUCUGCGUCCCUGGCAGCGUUCGGCCAACAGUCUGCAGAAACAGGAGUCCGGCUCCACGCUGAACAUUGAUAGCGAAAAGUUCGAGGUCAUUCUGGACGUGCAACAGUUCUCGCCCAAUGAGAUCACCGUCAAAGUUGCCGACAAGUUCGUCAUAGUCGAGGGCAAGCACGAGGAGAAGCAGGACGAGCACGGAUUCGUCUCGCGCCAGUUCUCCAGACGCUAUCAACUGCCAAGUGAUGUCAAUCCGGACACAGUCACCUCUUCGCUGUCCUCGGAUGGUCUGCUGACCAUAACGGCGCCCAUGAAGAAACUGCCGCCGCCUCAAACUGAGCGCCUGAUCCAGAUCACACAAACCGGGCCCUCAUCCAAGGAGGACAAUGCCAAGAAGGUCGAGACCACAACCACCUAAGUGCCAUGGACUGCAAAAGUUCUCGGAGCGUUACGAGCAACUAAGUUUUUUUUUACAAUUAUGAGAAUUAGAUUAUAGAUUAUAUGAUUAAAAUAUUGGAAACCUUGUAUUAAAUAUAUAUUAAAAAGGAAUUGAAUGUUGAGAAUUAAAGAUAUUUUAGGGAUAAAGUAAUAUUAAUUGGAUUAAAAAUAAACCAAAGCAGAUUCUUCGACUAUA